Thermothielavioides terrestris NRRL 8126 is the source of this 567-nucleotide messenger RNA. RefSeq lists its product as uncharacterized. NCBI's taxonomy places the organism in Eukaryota, Fungi, Ascomycota, Sordariomycetes, Sordariales, Chaetomiaceae. Gene Ontology annotation, cellular component: nuclear cap binding complex. The transcript is spliced from 3 exons. Gene Ontology annotation, biological process: mRNA cis splicing, via spliceosome. The coding region runs from base 1 to 567 and encodes 188 amino acids. Gene Ontology annotation, molecular function: RNA cap binding. The record is from RefSeq and is a predicted model, not a curated record.
AUGCGAGGACCUCGGCCAACUGUCGAGCGGCUCGACCAGCCGAGCGCCUAUUUCACCAGCCGGAACAAGCGGAGGCGAUUUGAAAAGGAACAACGCGACGGAGAUGAUGAUAGUAACAUGCAAAACGAGCAGACAGAGGAAGAUCUGCUUAAGAACGCGACCACGCUCUACGUCGGCAACCUGUCCUUCUAUACCACCGAAGAGCAAAUAUACGAGCUCUUCUCCAAAUGCGGCGAGAUCAAGCGGCUAGUCAUGGGCCUCGACCGAUUCAACAAGACGCCGUGCGGCUUCUGCUUCGUCGAGUACUACACCCACCAGGACGCGCUCGACUGCAUGAAGUACAUUGGGGGCACCAAGCUGGACGAGCGCGUCAUCCGGACCGAUUUGGAUCCCGGAUUCACAGAGGGCCGGCAGUACGGCCGGGGCAAGUCGGGUGGACAGGUGCGAGAUGAGUACCGCGAGGACUACGACGAGGGCCGCGGCGGCCUUGGGCGGGCGAUUCAGGCGGCACGGAUGAGAGAACGCGAGACCAGGGACUACGAUGAUGACUAUGGACGGCUGAGAUAG